Molecule: messenger RNA, 570 nt
Organism: Entamoeba invadens IP1
Lineage: Eukaryota; Evosea; Mastigamoebida; Endamoebidae
Exons: 1
Coding region: 1-570 (189 amino acids)
Source: RefSeq, a predicted model, not a curated record
AUGAUAAAAGAUCCCAGAAAACUACACGAAGAACUUCAACUCCAGCAACUUGAUCAGUUGGAAUCACACAUAAAUGUUAACGAACGUCUUCUUCACCAAAUGUUAUGGUUUGGUGAUUACAGUUAUUACAGUCACCGUCUCAUAUACCAUAAAGACACUUUAAAAAUCGAAACUCCAACGUUUGCAGAGAAUGAACAAGGGUAUGCUUGUGCCAUUCUCUCAGUCCCUCUACAAUCAUUUUCCGUUAGAAUUAUUCAAGGAAAAGUUAAUAUCGGCUUCGUCACUUACACCAAAGAUUUCCCACUCGAUAACAACUUAACUCAACAAGCAGAUGCCAUUCGUGUUGUAUUUGCUGAUGGAACGUUUGUUGGACCCGAGUAUGAAAUCAAUCGACCUAAAGCUGACUUCGACUUAACAAGUGGGGUGAGGACUGUUUCUUUAAAUAGUGAAGACUACACCAUAUCAGUUUCCGACCAAACAACUUCAAUCGUCGGAUUUAAGAAUGUGAAUACUAUUGGACUCUUCCCAAUCAUCGCUCUUAAGUCAGGUACUGUUAUUCAAGUGCUUUAA